ACAUUAUAGCCCAUGUGCUGAAAGGGCAAUCGAAGGGUUUUUUCUUGUUUAUUUAUUCCUUUUGCUUGAGCAAAUAAUAGUCAUGCAGAGACUGUUGCCGUGGUUCGCGCUGGCGAGCGUGUUGUGUAUGGGGAGAGCGGGGGUAUUUUUCACGCCCUCGGUCAAGAACAACAUUACCCUUCUGAUGCCAGACGGAGUCCUGGUACCCCUGUGGCCGGGCACUCCUCCAGGUCCCCCCGUGUCGCAUCGGUGGUCGCACUUGCCUUUGUCGUAUCCCUUCCUUGACGGGUUCAAGGUUCGCGUCACCACCACAGUCGGGGGUGGGGACGACGACGACGACAGUCAAGAGGAUGAGGAUUCGUCUCGGGAGGCGAUGGCAGAGGCACCCGCAGGCGGCACAGAGCCAGAGGUCACUCCUUUACCCUCAUCCUCCAGUAAGCCAUGCUGCCAGGGCACCUCCGCCUCAGGAAGCUCGGCUCCCGGGGACCACCUCAAUUCCUUGGACUUCUACCCGGUUCAGAGGCUUCCACGGCCACCCCUAGUUGUGUGGCCUGAGUCCACCAGCCAGUACAGGCCUCUUAACGUGUCUAUCAAGGAGACGGGGAUACCCAACUCUCACAACUACAAGAUUUAUUUCCAGAAUGAAGAUGGCCCCGUCUCUCCUUUCCACGAUAUUCCGCUCUUCGCCAAUGAAGGCAACAAGAUCUUCAACAUGGUGGUAGAAGUGCCACGCUGGACCAAUGCCAAAAUGGAGAUCUCCACCAAGGAAUACCUGAACCCCAUCAAGCAAGACGUAAAGAAAGGGAAACUCCGCUAUGUAGCCAACUGCUUCCCACACCACGGAUACAUCUGGAACUAUGGAGCACUGCCCCAGACAUGGGAGGACCCCAACCACAUUGAUGAGGCUACAAGUUGCAAAGGUGAUAAUGACCCAAUUGAUGUGUGCGAGAUUGGAUACCGUGUGGCAAAGAGGGGAGACGUCAUCCAAGUCAAGGUAUUGGGCACACUGGCUUUAAUUGAUGAGGGAGAGACUGACUGGAAGCUCAUUGCUAUUGAUGUGAAUGACCCGUUGGCUCCCCAACUCAGUGACAUUUCUGAUGUCGAGAAGCACAUGCCAGGCUUCCUGAAGGCAACUGUGGAAUGGUUCAGGAUCUACAAAAUUCCUGAUGGCAAGCCUGAGAAUCAGUUUGCAUUCAAUGGAGAAGCCAAGGAUAGGGAGUUUGCCCACAAGAUUAUCCUUGAGACCCAUGAAGCUUGGAAAAACCUAGUAGAAGGCAACUCAGAUGCUGGUGGCCUUGACAUUGGGUCUGUUAUGGUUCCCCAAGCUGCAAAGAAGCUUCCAGUGAAUGAAGCCCAAUCAACCAUUGAUGGUGCCCCAGAGGUUGGCCAGCCACAGCCUGUGGAUCCUAAAACUGAUACCUGGCACUAUGUUAGCUUGAAGUGACUUCCGUGGCCAUCGCGACUGUGAUAGUCCCUGGUGAUACUACAAAACAUCUUUACAACUCAGUUUCCGGUGACUUGUACAUUAUAAAAAAUAUACUUGGAAUAUAUAAUGCUGGAAUAACAUCUAUUUGAAAUUUUCCAGUAUUACGAGUCAUAUUUUACUACUCUCUGCUCCUUUGCAUAUUUAACAGAGGCGUCACCAGGGAGUUGGUACUCUUUUUUUUGUAUCACUGGACGAACAAAUAUUUAUAUAUUUAA
This is a messenger RNA of Penaeus chinensis, 1701 nucleotides long. RefSeq names its product inorganic pyrophosphatase-like (gene Nurf-38). The record is from RefSeq and is a predicted model, not a curated record. The transcript has 7 exons. Bases 83 to 1444 code for a protein of 453 amino acids. Lineage: Eukaryota; Metazoa; Arthropoda; Malacostraca; Decapoda; Penaeidae. Gene Ontology annotation, biological process: phosphate-containing compound metabolic process. Gene Ontology annotation, molecular function: inorganic diphosphate phosphatase activity; magnesium ion binding. Gene Ontology annotation, cellular component: cytoplasm.